AACGGACGUCUCGUGCGCGGCGCGCGGGUGGAGGCGCGUCGCGGCGAGCAGCGCGAGCCCGCGCUCUUCCUCAAGGCGGGCUUCCGGACGCUGGGGCUGCGCAACACGCUGGACUUCGCGCACUGCGCGGCGGCGCUGGAGGCCCUGGCGCGGCUGCACGCGACGUCGCUGGCGGCGGAGGAGGGCGACCGGCGCGCGCGCCGCCUCUCGCCCUGGCGCCUGGGCGAGCGCUUCCCCGACGCCCUCGAGGAGGUCAUGUUCACCGACGCCUUCCCCAACAUCCUCUCCAACUACAUCGCCUCCGCCGUCCGACCCAUCAAGACGCUCGUGGCGCUCAUGCCCAAGUACAAAGACUCGCCCAGGUACACGGACAUCAUGCAGCGCGCCGACCACCUGCCGCGAAUCGCGCAGAAGCUCGUCAAGCCCUCGGACAAGUUCCGGAACGUGCUCUGCCACGGCGACGUCUGGAUCAACAACAUCAUGUUCAGGUACUCGUCGUGGGGCCAGGUGGCGGAGGCGCGCCUGGUGGACUUCCAGCUGACGCGCUACGCGCCGCCGGCGCUGGACGUGGAGAUGCUGCUGCAGAUGUGCACGCGGCGCGCCUUCCGCGACGCCCACGCGCACGAGCUGCGCGCCACCUACUACGAGGCGCUGGAGCGCGCGCUGGAGGGCGCAGGCUUCGACGCGCGCCAGCUGCUGCCCCGCGCCGAGCUCGAGGCCUCCAGCGCCACCGGCGCGGCGUUCGCGCGCAUCGCCACGGCCUGCUACUUCCCGGGCGACCAGCUGCCCGCGGACAUCAUGGGCCCCGUGAUGGCGUCGGAGGACGUGCUGGAGCGCUACAUGCAGGAGGAGCGCUGCCCCUACGUGCGCGACGCGUGGGCGCGCGACGCCGACUACAGGGACCGCGUGGGUUAUCACAAGGCUCGAUGGCAAACUGGUGAUGAAUGA
This is a messenger RNA of Gryllus bimaculatus (two-spotted cricket), 948 nucleotides long. The record is from the annotation of a GenBank genome assembly. Lineage: Eukaryota; Metazoa; Arthropoda; Insecta; Orthoptera; Gryllidae.